AUGUUGAAGCCUGAUUCAUCAGGGAAAAGGAGACAGAAGAAACAAAAGAUAAAGUGGAGCAAGCUUUAUUCAUUUGCAUGUUUCAAUCCUGCAGUUAAUGUUGAUGAUACUGAAGCAAGGCCUAAUCAACAACUUCUUGGUCAGCCCGGGUUUUCGCGUGUGGUGUUCUGUAAUGAGCCACACUUGCAUAAGAUCAAGCCAUACAAAUAUCCCAAUAAUUAUGUAUCCACAACUAAGUACAAUUUAUUGACCUUCCUUCCUAAAGCGCUUUUCGAGCAAUUUCGCAGAGUGGCCAAUCUGUAUUUUCUCUUAGCAGCGGCGUUGUCUGUUACCUCGUUGUCACCUUUUGAACCUGCAAGCCUGAUUUCACCCCUUGUUUUUGUUGUUGGAAUCAGUAUGCUCAAAGAAGCAAUGGAAGAUUGGAAUAGAUUUUUGCAGGAUUUAGAUGUGAAUUCCAGGAAAGUGAUGGUUCACUCAGGAAAUGGUUCUUUUGUAGAGAAACCCUGGAGAGAACUUUGUGUUGGGAAUAUUGUGAAAGUGAGAAAGAAUGAGUACUUCCCAAGUGAUCUCCUUUUGCUGUCAUCUAGCUAUGGUGAUGGUGUUUGCUAUGUUGAGACCAUGAACCUUGAUGGAGAAACCAACCUGAAAUUUAAAAGAAGCCUAGAAGUAACACUUGGUAUGGAUGAAGAUGUUGAAUUUUCCAAGUUCGACGCGACGAUACAUUGUGAGGAUCCAAAUCCAGACCUUUACACUUUUGUUGGCAAUCUGGAGUUUCAGGAUGGAACUUAUCCCUUAUCACCAACUCAGAUUCUUCUGAGAGACUCGAAACUUCGGAACACUGAGUUCAUCUAUGGUGUUGUGAUCUUCACUGGACCAGAUGCAAAGGCGGUGAGAAAUUCCACAAAAUCGCCAUCUAAAAGAAGUAGGAUCGAAAGAAGGCUGGACUUUGUUAUAUAUGCUCUUUUUGUUUUGUUGGUGAUCAUAUCACUCAUCAAUUCCAUUGGCUCCGUUCUGGUGCUGAAAUUUGAAGCAAUUAAAUGGUGGUACCUUGAGUUGAAGGAAGGCGUUGAUCAAUCGUUUGAUCCAUCAAAUGUUGUUAGAUCAUUCUUUUGUCAGCUGGUAAGAGCCUUAAUAUUGUAUGGCUACCUUAUUCCGAUCUCUCUUUACGUGUCUGUUGAAGUUGUUAAAGUUCUACAAGCUAUGUUCAUCAAUAAGGAUCUGAGGAUGUUCGAUGAUCUUACGGGUAAGGCAGUUGUAGCCCGAACAUCCAACCUAAAUGAGGAACUAGGUCAAGUGGAAAUCAUUCUGUCCGACAAGACGGGAACCCUGACUUGUAAUCAGAUGGAAUUCAGGAAGUGCUCCAUAGAAGGAACAUCAUAUGGAGGGGAGAUAAAUGAAGUUGAUCUUGCGGCUUCAAGGAGAAUAAACAUUGGUGAGGAAAGGCAUCAGCUCAGCGAUGAUGCAUCGUCAGAUUCCUCCGCGCGAAGUGUUGAGAUGUUUGAGUUCUCUAUGGUUGAAACUGAGGCACACAGUGCUCUACACUCUAAUCACGCCAGAGAGAACUCUGAUGCUGGAAAUCAAAGACAUUUUGCAGCGGAAUCCAUCAUAAAAGGUUUUAAUUUUAGGGACAGUCGCCUCAUGGACCGAACUUGGGUGAAUGGGUCUAAUGUCCAUGACAAGCUGAUGUUUUUCAGAGUUAUGGCGCUAUGUCACACAGGAAUUCCUGUUGAAGAAGGGAACAGCAACAGGCUGAAAUAUGAAGCAGAGUCCCCUGAAGAAGUUGCUUUCCUGGUUGCUGCUCAAGAAUUUGGAUUUAAAUUCUGUGAAAGAACUCAAUCAGUGUUGGUUGUCGAAGAACUUGAUCCCUCGUCAGGAAUGGAGGUGAAGAGGGACUACAAGCUUCUGAAUCUUCUAGAGUUCAACAGUUCAAGGAAAAGAAUGUCCGUAAUAGUGUGCAAUGAGGACGGAGAUAUCUUUCUGUUCUGCAAAGGAGCUGACAAUGUCAUCUUCGACAGACUUGCAGAUAAUGGUAGGACACAUCAGCAGGCAACACAGGCUCAUCUUUCAAGUUAUGCUGAAGACGGCUUGCGUACAAUGUUGUUUGCAUACAGAAAGAUUGGAGUGACGGAAUAUGAUGAAUGGAAUAAAGUGUUUACGAAGGCGAAAACCACAGUAGGUGCUGAAAGAGAAGGCCUACUUGAGCAAGCAUCUGAAAUGAUUGAAAAAGACUUGUUUCUUCUAGGUGCAGUUGCCAUUGAAGAUAAACUGCAGAAGGGGGUUCCUGAGUGCAUCGACAAACUUGCACAAGCUGGGCUCAAGAUAUGGCUGCUAACUGGGGAUAAAAGAGAGACUGCUGUGAAUGUAGGAUUCGCGUGCAGUUUACUCUCUGAUGACAUGAAACAGUUCCAUAUAAGUUUGAAAGUAGAAGCUGACAAAAAUCAUCAAAUAACGGCUAUGGAAGAAGACAUUUUAUCCCAAGUCAGGACUUCGUAUGAAGAAAUUUCUGGAUUUAACCACCAUCAGGACGUCCCUUCGGCUUUGAUAGUGGAUGGGAAAGUCAUUGAAAUUGCCUUAAGAAAUGAAAUCGGCAGGAAUCAGUUCCUACAGUUAGCAGUCAUUUGUGACUCGGUUAUAUGCUGUCGCGUUUCACCCAAGCAAAAAGCUUUGAUCACUCGCCUGGUGAAAGAGUUCACUGGAAAGACUACAUUAGCUAUCGGGGAUGGAGCAAAUGAUGUCGGCAUGAUUCAGGAAGCUGACAUUGGAGUGGGGAUCAGUGGAGUGGAAGGAAUGCAGGCUGUUAUGGCAAGUGACUUUUCAAUGCCUCAAUUCCGUUUCUUGGAACGACUACUAAUAGUUCAUGGCCACUGGUGUUACAAGAGAAUUGCUAAGUUGAUACUUUAUUUUGUAUACAAGAACGUUGCAUUUGGAUUGACAUUGUUCUACUAUGAAGCAUACAGCAAGUUCUCGGGAACUGAUUUGUACGAUGAUUGGCAUAUGGUAGUGUUCAAUGUUCUCCUGACAUCCCUACCUGUGAUCGCUCUAGGUGUUUUAGAUAAAGAUAUCUCAGCUGAUGUUUGUUUGCGGUUUCCAGCACUCUACCAACAAGGACAAAAAAAUACAAGUUUCAACUGGAAGUGCAUAAUCGGGUGGAUACUAAAUGCGAUCCUUUCCUCGCUAGCCAUCUUCGCGAUGACCAUCCACAUACUUAAUCUGACUGCAUUCAGAGAAGAUGGACAGGUUGCAGAUAAUUCGCACAUCGGUACCAUCAUGUAUACAUGUGUAAUCUGGACCGUGAACUGCCAGAUGGCGCUGAUAACCAGAUACUUCACUUGGAUUAACCAUGUUCUUAUCUGGGGAAGCAUUUUGGGUUGGUACAUCUACUUGGCCUUAUAUAAUAUACUUCCCCUGGCGUAUUCUCAGAGCAGUUACCUGAUCCUCAUCGAAGCCAUUGGCAAUGCGCCAAUGUAUUGGAUCGUGACUUUGCUCGUGGUAGUGGUUUCACUUCUUCCAUUCUUCACUUAUGAUGUAACGCGGAGGCAUUUCUUUCCCAUAGAUGAUCAAGUGAUCCGAGAGAUGAAAUACUGCAGGCAGGAUAUCAUGGAUUAUCCAAUGUGGUUGGGAGAGCAACAUAAAUCCAGGAGCCGGACUCAAAUUGGUUUCUCUUCAAGAGUUGAUGCAAAAAUUCAACACUUGAAGGAGAAGUUAAACCAAAAAACAAAAUUUGUAAGUAGAUUUAUCGGCGAACAGCCCACAAGAUAG
Molecule: messenger RNA, 3759 nt
Organism: Oldenlandia corymbosa var. corymbosa
Lineage: Eukaryota; Viridiplantae; Streptophyta; Magnoliopsida; Gentianales; Rubiaceae
Source: the annotation of a GenBank genome assembly